Amoebophrya sp. A120 is the source of this 1912-nucleotide messenger RNA. Lineage: Eukaryota; Dinophyceae; Syndiniales; Amoebophryaceae. The record is from the annotation of a GenBank genome assembly.
CGAGAGUGGUCCCACGAGGACUGUAUUGGAAAACGAAAACGCGAGAGCAAGGGAUACUGUUAGAAACGAAAUCAAAAGGAAAAGAAAAAUCUCCCUUCUUUACAUAAAUGUGACCUCAACAUCUAAGAUGCGGUAGAGGUGGGCGCGACACUCACCAUGCGCCCAGCCGCCGCUGCGGCGGGCGUCUUCAAGUUGCUUUGUCUCAGGGUCGUGUUUUGCGACCUUCUUUCCGACCUCCUGUUCCGGCACUCGGAAGCCGCCCAGAUCCAGCGGAGCGGCCGUUAUCUUGGCUACACACCCCGGGGCCCCUUGGACUUCUGCUUCGGCACGCCUGAAGAAUGCGCACAAAUGAUGGCUACAACGCCUGCUCCGGCCGCUCCAGAGGAAGAAGAAUUGCAAGAACAACCCGAGGAAGAAGUAUUUGUUUCGCUCUACUUACAGUUUCUUCGGUUUCAAUUUUUUCUAUUUCGACGCUUCCUGGUUCACGGAACAAAUUUUCAGUAGACUUUCUUUCACUACACUUACUACUCUUGGUCUGCUUGUGACCCUACCUUCCUAGUUCCCAUCGGCGAAAAUGUUUCAGGUCAUCACCAAUACCACGACCCUUGAGCCAGUCGCAGAGGAGGAAGAGGUGGUUGUGGAAACCACAACUACCGAAGCUCCAGAGGAGGAAACGGAUCCGCCGGUGGUGAUAGCAACACGGAAGGAAGUGUUCGCGUGUUCCUUGCACGAGACCUCGGACCAGUGCUCGAUUAGCGACGGUUGCGUGUGGCGCGAUGAUUUGGUCUACGUUUCGGGCGGCUCCAUGGCCGACGGGUGCCAGCACCAGAACUGCGAAUGUCUGCAAACGCCGCCGCCGUCGAAGGCAUGGUCCCUGCUACUAGACAUUGUCAAAGGUAGUACUUUGUACUCUUUGCUGCAUUUUUGCUCUUUCUUGCUGCGUUCCUAGGCGUGUCCGGCUCCGGUCCGUCGUUGUUAGCAGCUGCCUGCAUAAUGGAAUCGUCGCUUUUCUCGCCACAACGAAAAAUCUGAAACGUCAUGACAGAUCAAGACGACCCUGGGGACCUGUACCACAAGUGUCACUACUAUUCCAAGAAAUGGUGCGAUUUGAUGUGGAGCUGGGAUCACCUGAGCUACCUUGUUACCGCAAAUACCUGGAAGGGCCUGUGGUGCACCGCCCGCUGGUGUUUCGUGGACGAGUCCUGUCCCACGGCGAGGACUGUUUCUGCGAAACACGAUGGCAAGCUCGAAACCGGUAUUUCUAUUCCAUUUAAAAGGCCGCAAUAUCUUGAUCUUCUUCUUCUAGCCACCAUCACGCUCGUAACAAGACAGUAGAGUAGACAAAACGCAAUAAAUGGUAUGAGAAAACUAAGUACUGCCACGACUCCAUGACUUGCCAACUAACAGCACACAUCUCCUACGUCGCCUGUCCGCAGGACUAUGCUCAGAUCAAUCAGUUCAACUGGGUGAACACGGAUUUCGAUGCAUUGAACACCACGGUGAGUCACCACGCUACCAUGGAAGAUCUAGCUCUGAUUGAAGCGCACGCGGAAAAAGAAAAGGAAAGCGAGAACGAGUCGCCGGGGUCGACCACCUGAGACUGCUCCUCGCGAUGCUGAAAUUGAAUAACAAGGUUGUGUGACUAUAAAAUCUAGUGAUUAGGAUUACGUUUCGUGCCAUGCAGGUUUCUUUUGGAAAAAUUAAAGAAAAACAUCGCGUUUAUUUCAAGCCCAGGGAACACAGCUUUUGAAACAAAUGACGAGCGGCGAUCAGUCUUCGCCUGUGGUUGCAGUCGUCUGAUGUUUCUUUUUCAUGAUUUCUGAAGGUGCUGGAACACUUGUGGAAAUAUUUCAUCUACUCUCCAGCGCAAGAUCUUCUCUGGGAGAUGAAGGCUUGGGUUCAUCUGCGUUUC